AUGGGAUCAUUUAGAAGACUAAGCACCUGUAUUGGUGCGUUUCUUUUAUUAGGUGUAUCACUAACAAGUGCUCAAAGUGCAGACAAUAAUGCAAAUUCUUAUAGUAUGAUUAUAAUAGCCUAUCUUACCGUUUGUAAGUUAACGAACAUAUCGAAUGCACCGGGUAUAGCGAUAGACGGUUCAUUACGAUUAUGGCCAGAUUUAAAUCAGAAUGUUCAAAACCUCUAUGAAGAUAAUGAAUGGAUAGCAUUUAUUAAAUGUGAUGACAAUCCUAAUACCAAUCUUCAAAAUGUUUUAAUCGCUGAGGAAAAUAAUGCUUCUGCUUCUGUAUUCUAUACGGUUACAUCAAAGCCUUGUCAAAACCUAACAUCAGAUAGGAUUAAGAAACCAUUAUUUACAACGACUGAGCAAUCUUGUUCUGAAGUUAUUAAUCAAUUCCGACCACAAAAAGACGAAAUUACUGCAGUGAUAAAACCUGAUGGAAAUUCGAAUAAUAUAAAUCCUUCCGCACCUAUUUCAGUAAACGGUUCUGAAGACAAUAGGGUAAUUGCGACUUAUCAAACGGCAAUGAUAGUACUUUAUGCUGUAUCGGGAGUUGUUUUGGGAUUAUUUUUUAUCGUAGUUAUUACAAACAUAAUAAGAAACCGGCUUAAUGCCCCUGCGGCACCACCAAGUCAAGGGCAAGAUACGAAUGCACGUCCACGUCGUGGAAUAGCUAGAUCCGUCUUAGAUAGUUUCCCAGUAUUCUUAUUUACAAUGGGAAUGAAGGAUUAUAACGAUGAGAAUAAAGAUUUGGAAGGAGGAAAAGGAAAAGAAUUAGAAGCUGAUAUUGAAUUAGAAACGACAAGUCCAGAUGUUAUGAAAUCUGCGCCACAAGCAGAAGAAAUUGAAGAAAAUGAAAAUUCAUCAAAUCUUUAUUCUAAAAAUACAAAUGAGAAUUUUGUAACCAAUAAUGACAUCAAUUCUGAAAAAAAUAAACCUGAUUUACCACAAGUACCUCCGAUUGCGCAAAUUAACAAUUCAUCACAUAUCCGUUCUAUAUCCACGGGUUCCAUCCUUUCAGCGUUAACAAAUAAUAAAGUACAAGAUGGGCAAUUAACUUGUCCAAUUUGUUUGGAUGACUUCGAAUCUGGUGUAGAAUUGAGAAUUUUGCCUUGUCAUCAUCAAAUAUGCAUAGAUCCAUGGCUUCUCGAUAUAUCACCGCUUUGUCCAAUGUGUAAAACAGAUUACACUUCAUGGGAAAGUGAAGUGAAUACAACGCAACAAAGUGAAGAUGAAUUGGAUUCUUCAACAUCAUUAGAAUCAACCGAUCAUGCCACCACCACCAAUAACGAUCGACAAAACGAUGAUGGUUCAUCGAUCGCUCCUUCUGUACCUCCAAAUUUCCCACAUUUCCGAUGGAUAAAAUAUCUUACAUCGAUUCGUUCGAGAAGACGACGAAAUAGGGACAGAAGAUCUAAUAGACAAUCAAGAACCGAGAGUUUAUAG
Messenger RNA from Funneliformis geosporum, 1488 nucleotides. The record is from the annotation of a GenBank genome assembly. Lineage: Eukaryota; Fungi; Glomeromycota; Glomeromycetes; Glomerales; Glomeraceae.